This is a messenger RNA of Anneissia japonica, 2214 nucleotides long. RefSeq names its product jerky protein homolog-like. The record is from RefSeq and is a predicted model, not a curated record. Bases 249 to 1847 code for a protein of 532 amino acids. Lineage: Eukaryota; Metazoa; Echinodermata; Crinoidea; Comatulida; Comatulidae. Gene Ontology annotation, cellular component: nucleus. Gene Ontology annotation, molecular function: DNA binding. The transcript has a single exon.
ACUUUCAUCUUUUUUUUUCAGAUAAGAGAGUGAGACUGAAAACCCAAGUUUAUUGGUCAUGAGGAGGAUGUUCUAUUUUCGAACCUCCUGAAGAAUACUUUAUCAGGUUAGAAUUUGUCAACAUUCAUAGGCAUACUACAGACUUGUUCUUAUACUUGGUAUUUAGCUUUCAUUAAAUCAACUCUUGAAAAUACUGUACAUCAUUGUAGGCAUCUGUAAGCUAAGAAUCAAUUCUCAUUCUUAUUGACAUGGCUAGUAAGCGUGCAAGACAAACUAUUACAUUAGACCUGAAAUUAAAAAUUAUUGAAGCACGAAGAAGCAAUGAAUCGAAUAGGGCAAUUGCACACAGGUUUGGUUUGGCAAAGUCUACAGUUUCCACGAUUUGGAAAAAUCGUAAGAGCAUUGAGAAAGCUACAAAGUGCAGUUUUCCAGCAAAAGCUAGUAAGUCAUCUUACAUAACGGCUCCGCUGUUUGCGAAAGUGGACACUGCAGUUUUCCGGUGGUUUGCACAGCAACGAUCUAAAGGAACACCAAUAAAUGGGCCAUUACUUCAGAAGAAAGCAAGAAUAUUUGGAGAGCUGUUGUAUCCAGGAAAGACCUUUAGGGCAAGUGAUGGAUGGCUACACAAGUUUAAGUGUCGUCAUGGUAUCAGCUUGGAAACCUUGCAAGGUGAAUUGUCAGCCAACACGACUGCUGUCGAGCCAUUUACUGAUAGAUUGAAGCAUAUCAUCAAAGAAAACCAGCUUACAAAAGCUCAGAUAUUUAAUGCUGAUGAAACUGUUUUAUGGUGGCGAUUGUUGCCUAAUCAAUCUCUAGUUAGACAAGAGAAGACUGCUUCGGACCGUAUUACCAUUCUUGGGUGUACCAAUGCUGCCGGAACCUGUAAAAUCCCCCUUGUGUGUAUACACAAGGCUAAAGGACUUCAAGGUUAUCAAAAUGAGGACAUGAAAAAACUGCCCGUCACAUAUUUUAGCCAUCAUUCAGCAUUGAUGGAUCCCGCAAUAUUUAAAACCUGGUUCCAUGAACACUUCGUUCCUGUUGUGCGCAGUUUUUGCCAAGCAAACGUUGUACCCUUCAAAGUUGUGUUGUUGAUAGAUAAUGCGCCUUCACAUCCUUUAAAAGACCAGCUUAUUUGUUGUUGUGGAAGUGUAUGGGUAGAAUAUCUACCACUAACCACCACAAGUCAAAUCCAGCCAAUGAACCAAGGGGUACUAGAACCGCUCAAGCGAAGAUACAAAAAGUCACUUCUUCAUCACAUCUUAGCUCAUGAUGAUGCUGACUUGUCUAGAGUAAUCAAGAAUCUGAACAUCAAAGAUGCAGUUGGCUGGAUCUCCCAGUCUUGGAAGGAGGCUACACAAGAUAACAUUAGGAGUUCUUGGAGACAGAUCUUGCAGGAUAUUGAAAUUGAUGAACGACCUGGUAAGUCGAAUGAACCAAUUGAAGGUAAUGGAACUAUAGAAGUUGACAACAGUGGUGAUAUUUAUGAGAUCAAGGAUAUGUUUGCAGAGCUUGGUUAUGUUGAAAAUGAUGAAGCAUGGCUUUCUCCAGAAGAAUGGUUAAGAGAAGAUGAAUGUGAUCCAUGUCACCAGUUGUUAAGUGAAGAAGACAUUGUGGAGUUAGCAUCAUUUUCAGCAGAAGAUGAAUCUGAUGAAACUGUUGCAGAAAAUGAGGUGGAGCCCAGUAUACCAGCAUCUAUUGCAUUUGCUGCAGCCGAUACACUGAUGAGCUGGCUGGAAGCACAGGGAAAUACUGAUCCGCUGCAUAUUCUUCAAGUCAGAAACUGGCGGGAUCAGGCAGCUAAAUUACAUGCUGACAACCUGAGACAAAAUAGGUUACAAAUAGUUUAGAAUAAACAUUUUAAGUACUUUUUAUAUUGUAUAAAUAAAAAAAAAUAAAAAAAACUUAGGUAGUUUUAAAAGAAGAUAGUUUUUAGUCCAUACCUAAAUUCAAUACCAGUCUUGCUGUUCGAGGUGGUGAAUAUUUGGUGGCCUAGCAAACUCGAUUAUUAAUGCACAGUAACUUUAAUAUGAUAUUCAACCAACUUAAGAUUAGUGUCACGCCUUUUGAGUUGACAACCAACCAUCAGGAUCUGACCAUGCAAACAACCAUAAUGUUAAUUAUUAAAAAAAAAUGCAUGCUUAAAUGAGUGUUAUGUUAGUCAUGUCUGUUACUACUCAAAGAUUAAGAAAACCUGCCAUUAGCUAGGUUUGGCGU